This is a messenger RNA of Anneissia japonica, 2293 nucleotides long. Its product is annotated as forkhead box C1-A-like. Gene Ontology annotation, molecular function: DNA-binding transcription factor activity, RNA polymerase II-specific; RNA polymerase II cis-regulatory region sequence-specific DNA binding. The record is from RefSeq and is a predicted model, not a curated record. The transcript has a single exon. The coding region runs from base 349 to 1743 and encodes 464 amino acids. Lineage: Eukaryota; Metazoa; Echinodermata; Crinoidea; Comatulida; Comatulidae. Gene Ontology annotation, biological process: regulation of transcription by RNA polymerase II; cell differentiation; anatomical structure morphogenesis.
CAACGAAUGGGAACCAUAGAUGUUGUUUUGUUUAAGCAUUGUUAGGUUUUCUAUACCUCACUGAAAGUCAUCCAAAUUCAACAUACAACAACAUUUAAACAAUCCUAAAACAAAAUACUGAAGACAAAACAACAGCUUGAAUAAGACCCGCUGCUUGCGCUUUAGACAGUUUAUUCUGGAACGGUCUGCGGGUGACGACGGCUCGUUUGUAGAUCCUGCUCAGUGGUCCAAUAUCUACAAGACUAAUUCUUUAUCAUAAUAACUUCACACAUACUAGAAACAGAUACAGACAUAAAUUGACGACGUAACCUGCUAAGAAUUCUCAACAAAGUAUUCAGUUGCAUCAAGAUGGCUUCCCUUAGCAGUCUCUAUCAGGCCUUUCCACAUCACUACGGACAUAUACAAUUUCCAGCUUACUCUACACCUUGUUUUUAUGGUCUUCGAGACACCGCUUAUGCUGCUACUACUGCUGCUGCUGCUGGGUUUCAUUUUGGAAUUCUGCCGUCCCUAGAGAGAAGAGAAACCCCUCAAAAACCACCAUAUUCGUACAUAGCCUUAAUUGCUAUGGCAAUCCGUGCUUCCAGUGAGAAAAAGUUGACAUUGAGUGGGAUAUACCAGUACAUAAUGGAUAACUUUUCUUAUUACCAUGACAACAAGCAAGGUUGGCAGAAUUCUAUACGACAUAACUUGAGCCUAAAUGACUGUUUUGUGAAAUUACCACGAGAGAAAGGAAAGCCAGGGAAGGGAAACUACUGGACUCUAGCUCCAGAUUGUGAGGAAAUGUUCGAAAAUGGAAAUUUCCGUCGACGAAAGCGCCGACCAAAAUCAUUCACCAAAUCCACCAACAAUGAUACGGACAGAAACAUGAGCGACGACGGGGGUGUAGAGCCAUUUGCCGAGGAGAAAAGUGAUGACGAGUUUGAAAAUGACGAAAAUAUCGAGAACUCAAGCUGUGUUUAUACAAAAAGAAAUAGCAAACAUUGCGAGAAACACAGCGUGGAGCAAGCCUCGGGGAAGUUACGGGAUCGCGUAGAAAAUGACUUGAGCCACGAGAGCGAUUACGAAGCAGAUCAUGUUAUUCUUUCUGAAACCGAUAAAAACAUUUCCUGUGCUGAGCCACAGUCUAGAUUGGAGUUUAAAGAGAGUAUUCCUGUGAACGCAAUUAUUGAAAAUCGUUCUGAACCACAACAAUCACAGAAAUUGACUUCAUUCAGUAUUGAAACUCUUCUAGGAGAAUCAUGUUUAAAAGAUUCUAAGAAACGCAUUCGAUCAGACGGGCAAGAGGAAUACGAAGGUGUUAAUAAAACUAAACACACGCGCGCUAAAAUUCAAAAAAUUGACGAAACUGAAAAGAAAACAACUGAAAAGUACAACUUUUCGCUGGAUGAACAUUCAACAACAAAUCAUAUUGAACGUAGCCCCGAACCCGUGCAGAUGUCGCGAGUAUCGCCAAAACCACAGGCUCUUAGUAUAUCGAUCCCUGUGUCUUCGCAAUAUAAUCGAGAUAUUUCGAGUCCAAACCAAGAAUUCGUUCACCGACUUCGCAGUCUAUAUGAAACCCGCAGCCCGAUUGCUUUCAGUCCGUAUUCGUCGGUUCGCUACGCACCGUCGAUGUAUGUCUCCCCGAUGUAUCCGAGCCAGCACGACUUAUCGCCUCCAGCUUAUGUGGCUUUUCCAUACGGAGUUAAACCAUGGAAAUUAGAUGGAAGUAGUUAUAAGAGAGACAUUAUUAACAUGUACUGAUUGAUAGAAUUAUUUAACACGUAAAAAUAAUUAAUAGUGUGGUGUUUAUAUUAAAUUUCAUUAUGAAUAUAAUGAGAUGAGGCUAAGAGAUAUAUUUUUAUAUAAGUACUGUAAAUUGUUGUAUACAAUUUACAAAGAGACGGUAUAAUUGUUAUAAACCUUUGUUCUGUUCAUUAUUAUUAUAAAAAAAUUGUCUUAUCACAGUUUGUAUUGUUAAAUAUUAUGGUACAUCCACCGUAACUUUUAAAACUACAGAUAAUACAAUUUAAUUAAUUAAUUAAUUAUUGAGAAUUACAGUUUUGGCCCAAGAUCUAAUGAUUGAUUUUCUUUCGUUUGAGAUAAUACGUUACGUUGUAUAACGAACGAGAUAAUUAUAAAUUCAUAAGAAAUACAAUUAUACAUUUUUGCUGUUGAGUGUGUGAACCUACGUUUUUUAGCCGUAGAACAAGCAUAUAUUAUUAUAUUUUUCUUUCAUUUUGUGAUUUCUUUCAUUCCCUUUGACCUUUGUUGAUGAAGUAUGGAUAACAAAAUUAAAAUAUAAUGAAUUUGA